Molecule: messenger RNA, 8259 nt
Organism: Penaeus monodon (black tiger shrimp)
Lineage: Eukaryota; Metazoa; Arthropoda; Malacostraca; Decapoda; Penaeidae
Product: nephrin-like
Biological process (GO): cell-cell adhesion
Cellular component (GO): cell-cell junction
Molecular function (GO): cell adhesion molecule binding
Source: RefSeq, a predicted model, not a curated record
ACGGGGAUAGACUGUUGCUCUUUGUGCUCGCUCUCUCUUCCCAUCUCCGGAGCCUGUGGGACUUGCUUCAUCUCGUGCAUGCUCUGCGCUGAUGGGAUUUCUGUGAUUUCACUUGGAUUUAUGCUGCAACGGAUGCGAAACACUGGAGAACGAGUGCGAUUGCUGAUAGAUUACCAUACGAUUAUAUAGAUAUAAUAAAGUGUUGAUUCUGAAAGGAUGUAUACACCUGAUUGGAAGUGCGGUGACCCCUCGCCCAAGCUGGUUUAGUGUGUGGGUGAAACCCAAUUGUUGAAUUUAUAUUUACAGCGUAAAGCUCGCAAGUGAUUCAUUUCUGGAUGUAUAACUAACAGUGCUGAGAGAGGAAAAAAUACCAAGUGCCAAAUCUGUAUCGUGAGUGCAGUGAAUUGGAUUGUGACCAUUUAAUUGUUGUAGACGUAACGCAGUGGCUAAGAACGGACUCGAGGUAAGAGGUAUGUGUAGGUGUCGAGGGCCUCUUGAAUCCCCCAAGCUGCGAGGGCGCCUCAGUCUAAAUCUUGCUCCUCUCGAGGGCGUUUGAGGACGACCUACUCAAGAGGCAACACCCAUCUCGCCCUCCACGAUAAAGAAAAUAAAUGAAUAAUUGAUAACGAAGUGAUGCCACUCAGUGUGAAACAUAAUAUUGAUUCAGAGUGGCACUCCUGAGUUUUGUUGUUGACUCGGAAAAGUAUGAAAACGUUGAUCGAAAACGCAGUGCUUUCGUCAUCUGUGUGUUACUGUGUGUGGUUGAGCUAGGCGUUGACGCUGUCUAGUGUUGGUCACAAGCCCAGUGUGAAAUAAUGGGGCGCGAUUUGUGAAUCCCGAAGUAUUAGUAAAUCUGUUCCUCCUGCGGCUAGUAUGAGUGACUGUGUGUUGCCAGCUGUCAGUAUCAUUCCAAGAUGCAGGUGGUGAAGAUUUUGCUCCUAGGGACAUUUUGCCUGCUCACCUACGGCGGCGAGAACCAGCUCGCCAGCGGACAACAGCGCCAGCACUUCCGCAACCAGCCCGAGGACCAGCACGUGGUCGAGGGCGCCGUGGCCAUCAUCAAGUGCGAAGUUGGGAACCAGAAGGGCCGAGUGCAGUGGGCCAAGGAUGGCUUCGUUCUCGGGUUCAACCGCACGAUCCCGGGCUACCCUCGAUACGAGAUGGUCGGCGAUGGCCUCAACGGCGAGCACCACCUCAAGAUCCACAACACGACGCUGCACGACGACGCCGACUACCAGUGCCAAGUAGGCCCGGCGGACGGGCACGACCCCCUGCGGGCCACCGGCCAUCUCACUGUCCUCUUGGCUCCGACGAGCAUCGAACUCUUGGGACGAGGCCGCGAGGAGGUCAUAGAGGUCAACGAAGGCGAAGAAAUCACCCUCGAGUGUCAGGUGGAGGACGCCAAGCCCGUCGCGAUGGUCCGCUGGUACAAGAACAACGAGGAGAUACACUUAGACUCCCGCAUGGACGUCGAGAAGGAAUCUUCGCAGCGGCGGCGCCACACGCUCGUCUCCAAGGUGACGCUCCGCCUGACGCCCGCUGACGACGGCUCCCACUACGCCUGCCACGCCGAGCACCCGGCGCUCAGCCAGCCCAUCGUUGCCUCCGUCAAGAUCUCAGUCCUGUACCCCCCGGGGCCGCCCAUGGUCACCGGCUACACGACAGGAGAGACCAUCCGCGCGGGCGAGGAGCGCACCCUGUCGUGCCGGUCGCGGGGCGGAAACCCCCUCGGCCGCGUCGUCUGGUACCGCAACAACGAGAUCAUCGACACGACCGACCGACCGAUCGGGGCCGAGAGCGUCAACGAAUACAAAUUCAUCGUGGAUUCGGCGGAUAAUGGCGCCAUUUUCACGUGCGAAGUGAGAAACAAACUCACGGAGAAGCCCCUGCUUGCUUCUGUCCAGCUGGACGUGCAGUUUCCUCCCGACAAGGUGGUGGUGUCGGGGCCGACGCAGUCCCGCGUGGGUGAGAACGUCACGCUGACGUGCGUCGUGGAGAACUCGAACCCGGCCGCGGAGGUGUCGUGGGUGGUGGACGGGCAGCCGCGCCCCGAGGCCACGACGCGGCGCGAGCGGGCGGGGCCGGGCGGCUGGCAUACGGUCAGCCGCCUCGAACUGAGCGUGCCAUCCGUCGACAGGGACAUGAUGUUCACCUGUCACGCUACCAACCAGGCCCUCGGAGAGACCAAGGUCGACACGUACAUGCUCUCGGUCUUGCGUCCGCCUCUGCCGCCGGUGUUGCACGGCUACAGCGAAGGCUCGGGCAUCCGCGUGGGCAGCCAGCAGCGGAUAACCUGCGUCUCGAGGGGCGGCAACCCCCCGGCGCAUCUUCAGUGGUACCGAGACGGCCAGAAGAUCCCUUCAAGGAAGCACAGCAUUGAUGACGUCAGCUCGGCCGAGAUCGAGAUCGUGGCGGAGCCGCAGGACAACGGGGCGCAGUACCGCUGCGAGGCGCACAACAGCGCCAGCUCGUCGCCCGUCAGCGUCUCCACGACGCUCGUCGUCUUCUUCCCGCCGGAGACCGUCAAGGUAGAUGUGUUUUCCUCAUUCGUAACUGUUAGCAAGACCAUGCCGCUGACUUCCUGCAGAUCACCAGAGUCCGCGCCUGAGUGCGGCGCGGCCAUCCUCACUGUGAGUCAGGCCAUCCAACGCAGCACCAUCACUGUUAGGCUUACACUAGAUAUUGCUUGCACACGAGUGACGAACGUGCUAGCGCUCAACCUGACAGCGGCCGACGAUGGCCUCACCUACUCGUGCCAAGCCAAGAACACUGCCUUGCAAAAAGAUGUCACACAGUCUGUUACUCUCCAUGUCAACUACGCGCCGACCUUCCUGGCGGAGCCGCCCGACGUGGUGGACGUGGUGGUCGGCGAGUCGGAGGAGCUGAACCUGACGGCGCGGGCCAACCCGGGCCCCGUCAUCUACACCUGGACGCGCCACGGCCUCCCGCUGCCCGACCCCGUCAUAGACGACUCGUGGCGCGACACCUACGCCCAGCAUCCCGACGUUGGCGGCGCGGGCGGCUCGCGCGUGUCCGCCGUCGGACCGCUGCUUUACAUCCGGGGGGUCACUGUCGACGACGCCGGCGACUACGAGCUGGAGGCGACCAACCAGGAGGGGGCGACCGUCGCCAAGGUUUACCUCAACGUUCAGUAUCCUCCUGCCAUCAAGUACACGUCGGAGCUGGUGACCGUCUCCGAGGGUCAGGACGCCCACCUCGAGUGCGCCGCCGACGGCAACCCGCUGACGGAGGCCAUGAUGGCUUGGCGCCGCGACGACUACGACUUCACCAAGACGGAGCAGAUAUUCGGGGGAAAGAAGGCGACGCUGACAGUGCUGCGAGCUAACCGAAACGACACGGGUGUGUUCACCUGCGAAGUGAACAACAGCAUCGGCAAGGUGGCCACCGCCAACAUCACACUCGUGGUGAAAACGAAGCCAAUAGUGGAACGCUCUCAGCUGCUGGACCGCGCGGCCGCCGAGAAGGGCCAGAGGGGCGAGCUGCGGUGCCUGGCCGAGGGCGCCCCCGACGUCAGCUUCUCGUGGAAGAGGGACGGCCUCCUGCUCUCCAACGGCGCCAGGCCCGAUAAGUACGAGAACGAGACCGUCAGGACGGGGCUGGUGUCCUGGGCGUCCACCUUCUACAUCAGGAACGUGCACGAGGACGACUACGGCCGCUACGAGUGCAUCGCGGAGAACGAGCUCGGGGCGUCCACCUUCACCGUGCGAUUCAUCAAGCCCACGGGCCCCGACCCCCCGCUGUCUCUCAAGGUGGUCAACACGACCCACGACACCGUGACCCUGACUUGGAAACCUGGAUUCGACGGCGGCAAAACCCAGUACUUCCGCCUCCGGUACCGCACUAAGGACAGCACCUCGUACCAGUACCUCGACGUGUACGAGGCCGGGGUGGACAUCUACACGGUGGUGCACCUCAACCUCAACACCGAGUACUACUUCUCGAUCAUGAGUUACAACGACAAGGGCGACAGCGAGUACCGCGGCGAGUUCGUGCGGGCGACCACGCGCAGCGAGGCCCCUCCUACGCCUGUGCCCUCGUCCAACGUGGGCAAGGAGGCCUCAACCAAGCUACCUGGCCUCUGGGUCGUCAUCAUAGUACUCGUUGCCACUGCAUUGCUUGCUCUCAACGUUUCUGCCAUUGUCUGUAUAGUUAGGCGAAGGAGGAACAAGCGGGCUUCUCCUCCCACGAAGAAGACUCCGCCGCCAUCUGUGUCGUCGACCAUGGCCAAACCCAUGCCACUCUCUGUCACGCAGGGCCAGCCCCUUUUAGGCGACCGGGAACUCCUAUUAAACCAAGUUCUCGGAGGUCGCGGAGACCUUCCCAAGCUGAUCAUCAUUGUUGUAGCCAUCGUCGGCACCAUGAUUGUGAUACUCAACAUUGCCCUCGUCAUCUGUCUAAUACGCAGAAAGCGUGGGAAGAGACGAGAUGAUGGCAGCGACCAGGCGAGCAGCAAGAGCACGACCAACACCAUGUACGCCCCCUCUUCGUACAACGACACUGUGGUGGGCGAGACGCUGUCGUCCAUCUCCGAGAAGAGCCGAGAGUCCUACACGCAGGAGGACUCGGUCGUGGACUAUGAGGUGAGUCGGACUCGAGGAGCUGCUUGGAUGCGGCAAAGCGGUCGAGGAGGAGGAUGCCUCGGCGGGAAGGGCGGCGGCGGCGCGGGCGGCGGCUGCGGCUUCAAGGAUUGCUGGGAGGCCCGAGACCCUUCGCCGCAGCGGUCGCCGGCGAUCGAAUGCCGUUUAGAAUUUCCUUAUAAGCGCGUGAUUAAGAGCACACCAUAUUCUUUAUUUACUAUUACAGCAGAACUUCUAGAAACUGUUAUUGCGUCCUCUUAUUUGCUGAAUCCUCUCCUUCAGGAUGGUCCUCAGUACUUUCCCUCAGGGCACGCCCCUCCAGCUCACUUACUUCCGGCACAUUUUCUGCCCGGUCGCCUCGUACCGGGCCAGGUCUUUCUGUACGACCAGUAUGACCUCCUGUACGGCUGCGAGCAGACUCACAAGCACGCUGCCUCCACGUACCUCAUCGACCAGAUUGAGCCUCCGCCCGAGUACGCGAGCCAGACGCCCUCACAGCCCUCCAGCGCCGCCUACGACCCGCACGAGGACGACUACGCUGAGGUUCUUCGCAGGAACGCUUAUAACCAUCAGCUGGGUAAAGUUACCCCCCGCCCCCCCUCCCGCGCCACCCACUACAGCACCUCCCCCGAAAACCGCGGUUACCUCAGCUUUUCCUACACGCCCUCCCCCACGGGCGUCCCUAACGGCGCCGCCCAGUACCACGCGGGGGGUCCUUCAGUCACGUUGGGCCUCCACGAUCACGCCCACGGCUACCCUGCAGACAUGAGCAACCUGAGCAUGGAAGGCGUGGACCACGCUCACGCUCUGCAGUCGUUGGGCCUCGACUCCGACCCCCCGCCAUCCCUGGGGCUCGAGCAGCACUCCAUUCCUUCCGAACACCCCAGCCUUACGCUCGACCCUCACUCCAUUACUAUAGACCAUCCCGUCAUCGCCGUGACAGACUUCUCCAACAGAAACGGAGACUUGAGAGUCCAGCCGACCAGCCUCUCCACCUUCAACCCUAAUCCCUCUCCCUCGACCUUCAGUGAGUCAGACCUUGAAGGCCACUUGGUAUGACUGUAAGCACGCCCGCUGUCAACAGUAAGGCGGGUACCUACUUACCUUCUCAAGAGUCCCUUGGGUGCGCCGGCUCUGCGAACGACCAUGACCCGUUUUCUGUGGAUGCAGAAAAGGGGAAACUGGAGCACUAAAAUCACAUUUUCAAAACCCAAGAAGGAAAUGCACCCAAGACGUCAGGGAUAAUGAUAUAUUCGCUGAUUUGCUUGAAUAACCAAAGAAUAAUGACUUAAUGCAUUUCAGUAACGCAUGUAGGUACUUUAUGCGGUUAUAAGAGUAUAAUGGCUUUAAAAUGCAUUUUGCGUAAUACAUGCAUGAAUUUUGUCAGGAUCAUGAAUGUGAUCUUGUAUGUUGUUUAUUUACCCAGUGUGAUUGGGUGCAGAGUUGAUCUAAGUAUGUAAUUUCCGAUAGCAUGAAAAUGACAUUCGUUAUGAUCAAAAAUCAUAAUCUGUGCAAACAGCAAUGAAUUCCUGUUGUCACGCCUGUCAUGUUGGACUGUCUUUCCACAACUUGAAGUCUGGAGUAUAAAUUAGCUAUCAAAAACACCGAUAUAUUUUGAAAGACAAAAGGAACUGUGAUUCAUUUUUUAAAAUUUCUACUUUAUGUGCGAAAUACCAGUGACGAAAUUGACAUAGAAUGUUUAACAGGCUGCGUGUCUCAGUGUUAGUGUGAUUGUUCAGAGUUUGGCACUAAAGCAUAAUUAAUCGAGGAACUAAGCAAUGUUUGUAAUCAAUGUUUUAUAUAUACAUAGGUCUGUAUACAAUGCCUAACAUGUGUAUAUUAAAUCUCGCCUAUGUUACAACCCCCGCCGUACAGUGUAUAAGACUGCUCCAGAGCACCAGCUCCUUCUCGAGAAAAUAGAGUAAAGAAAAAGAGUGAAAUAAUUCCUGAGAAAGUCAUUUUCUCUUGUUGGCCUAAAAGGAUUAAAUGGUGAGACUCCCUGACUGCGGCCCACCUGGGUGCCGCCACGGAAUGACAAUGUCUGCUUUGGUGAAGUUGGACGGAAUCCCGCCGAUUAGUCUGCCACGUCGUUGUCGAAGUCGCCUGAGAAUAUUCUCGGGAGUAAUCGGCGAGCGAGGAGGAAAGAGCUGACCAGGAACCGAGGCCAAUCUUCGUACGAGGACGGAACCUUGAAGAAGGAAAGAAUCACAUCAAAGUACAUAUAUCGGUGCGUCAGUUACAGAGCUGAAAACGAUUGAUUAUUACAAAACUGUGUAUUUACACACACUGCUAAGAAACACACCUACGCAUAUGGACUUUAACAACAUUGAAACAGAGUUUUUUUUUCAUUAAAAUAAUUAUGGUAAUGCCAAAUUCCUUUGGUAAAAUUGGAAAAGUCUACGGAGUCAAGAAGCCACAUUUCCUUACGUUCUGCCAUCAGGCACCUACAGCAAGUAGGGAUUACAGUGACCAGAUAUACACUCAUUUAAGCUCUGUAUGCGCUACACACCUGGGGCUUCCGUCUGUCUGUAGGUCUGGCAAUAGCUUUCUGAUUCAGUCCAACUGAGGAACCAUUGAUCGCAUGGGAUGAGAGAAAUAUCCGUGUUGGAAAACGAGUUCUAUACACAACUAUAAAAAAUCUAAAAUCAGAACUGGAAUUAGCUGGAAUGACACGAAAGCAUCGGUCUCAGGGGAAGAAAACAUCGGCAUUUCGUCGGCACAAGAACCUUGUGAUCGACAGACAGAAAUACGAGGCUUAACCCAUGUUCGCCCUGAGGAGUUCCGGAUCCCCUGUCUGGCCUCUGGAACUGACACACAGAUUUGUGCAUUUAGUCUUUUUCUUCCUUCCUUCCUUCUUCCCUCCCUUUUUCUAUCAAAUGUGCGGCGCCAACUGGGGUAUCAUCUUGUUUAGCUCCUGUUACCAACAUACAUGUAACAACACUGAAGACACUUCCUGUGUUAUGUUAUAAUGAAAAAAAGUGUGUAGAUAUGUACUUACAAUACAGAGUUUAUUGAAUAUAAUAAUUUAUGUUGUAAAGAGAAAAACAAAGAUGAAAACUGUCACCCCCUUAAAAUCUGAAAUAUUUAUAGUUGUAUUGUAUAUGUGAAGAACUGUACGACUUAUGUUUCUGGACACUAUCCUAGGAACGGGAUAUUGUCUGUACCUCAUAUACGAACAAACUGAUGCAGACUCCCCCUAUUCGUGCGUGGCCUGACUGCAGGAACCUUAAGGGAAACGAGUCCUUUAGGAUAUUGUUUUAUGAAUUUACGAAAGUUUGCUAAACCUCAGGUUCACCGAACAUGUCAUUCACGGGCUCAAAUGCUUAAUGUAUAAGUGGACUAGUGAAACUUUGUAAAGGUGUGCUUUGUAAAGCAAGCCUCUUACCAGAGCCUACUAGCAUCUACUAGUUGACAUUCAAUCCAACAGCUGCAUAAUAACGAAGUUACUGUGUACUACUGUGUACUAGAAGAUCCCAUUUUGAUACUCCAUUUUUCUAUACAUGAGAUAUUUAGGACAGAUUACGCCAUAAUAUUAAAGUGGAGCCAAUGUGACUCCCUCCUAUAUUUAUACGUAUACAUGUAAGUAUAUGUAUGAAUGCAUAUAUACAUAUAUAUUUUGUGCAUAUAUACAUGUGUGUAUAUGGAUAUAAAUACAUCCGUA